AUGUCAAUGGACCCCCCUCCGCCACCAGCUUCGGCCGGCGACACCGAUGCCCCAGUUGUCGCGCCGAAGACUACACGCAGCGAAAGUUUCUCGUCACAGAAAUCCACCGACUCUCAAACUGCUGCUGAAUGCAAUUGGAAGCCGACGCGCGCGAGGCUCUUCCCUAUGUUCGUCUUCUCGCAUCUCCCUCCUAUCUACAAGAUCAGCUAUCCUGACUUUUCACAGAGCAUCGAAAGCUGCACCAAUAUUCUCGGAUCCCUUCGCCAGAGUGUCUUCGCCUGCCUGACCUGCAAUCCUCCCCCCGCCGAACCCAAGGACCCAUAUGAUGGUGCAGGAGUCUGCUAUGCUUGCUCUAUCCAGUGCCACGGCGAACACACUCUUGUCGAGAUAUUCACCAAGAGAAACUUCACAUGCGACUGCGGUACUAAGAGAUAUCCGCCUACCACUCCCUGCAGUCUGCGCCUCAACUCUACUACUAAUACCAAGGGCGGCGUGCAUUCGGAGGAGCCGGACGCGAACAACAAGUACAACCAGAAUUUUAGAAAUAGAUUCUGUGCGUGCGAGUGUGAUUAUGACCCCUUCCAGCAGAAAGGCACCAUGUUUCAGUGUUUGGGACUGGGUACGUCCGAGACAGGCGGCUGCGGCGAAGACUGGUACCACCCUGGCUGCUUGGUAGGAAUGGGGCCCAACUGGUUUGAGAGCAUGAAGAAGGAGAAGCCCGCAACUGUUAAGGAACCCACAGAGGCCACAGCUAUGCCCACAAUCUCGGAAGAUUCGGAAGCGCGCCCUGGGGACGAAGCAACGGCCGCCAAGAAACAGGACGGUGAUGAGGAUGUGGAGGAUGAGGACGAAGACCCACCGAUGCCACCCGGCUUUCCAGGCGAGGACGACUUUGAAGCAUUCCUAUGCUACAAGUGCGUUAAUGCCAACCCGUGGAUCAAAAAGUAUGCGGGCGCCAAGGGAUUCCUACCAGCAGUCUUCUCGACUCAGAAGAACGCAGAGGUAAUAGGCACGGAGGAGGUGGCCAAGAAACGAAAGGCAGAAGACGACGCCGACGUAUCAGAGGCUAAGCGACUGAAAGGUACAUCUGGGCCAGCCGAGGGUCAACCCACCAGCAGUGCUCCUGCUGUUAAGCAGGAGACUCAGGAGGCUUCGUCCGUUACAUGUCGGUGGGCUUUACUUCCAUCUCCACCGGCCGGAGAGUUCUCGCUCUUUAUGACAGAAGACUUCCGCAACAACAUAUGUCGAUGUUCGUCAUGCUACCCUAAUCUAGACCCGCACCCACAGCUUCUGGAAGAGGAAGAAACGUACGAGCCGCCAAUGUCUGAUGGCGGGAACUCGGAGCACGGAGGCUCCACAAAUGGCAGCGGCAGCCUCCUGGAGCGCGGAGAGAGUGCCUUGCGCAAUGUAGACCGUGUUCGUGCCAUCGAAGGUGUCAUGGCGUACAACCAUCUGAAAGACCAGUUGAAGCCGUUCUUCCAGCAAUUUGCAGAGAGCGGCAAAGCAAUUGGCGCAGAGGACAUCAAGUCUUAUUUUGCCAAGCUCAGAGGCGACGACCAGGCCAUCAAGGACGCGGGAGGUUCAGCCAAUGGGUCAAAGGACGAUAAGGACGAUUCGCGUCGGGAGCAAAUGGUUUGCCACAAGGAUAUGGCUCAUGAGGAUAUAUGGCCUUCUUCAAACGAUGUUGCCUGGUUUGAGCCCACAACUCCGAAUAGUAACUACAUUUCUCCGGCAGAGAGCUUCAAUGCUUCUGUAUCCCCGGCCAAGGACAAGAAUGGGUGGUACCCUCCAGGUUGCGAGGCUACGAGUAAGACGCCAGCAACCACUCAUGUUCUGUGGCGCAACGAUCCAUGUUCCCGUCACGGGACAACGAGCAUGAGGGCUUGUUCGAGACAAGCCCCCGUACUACACAUCGUGACUAGUCAGAGCAAAUGUGUAACAGCCAUGAUGGCAUCAUCGUCGAUAUUUCUUCUGAAAAAUCAGGGGAACUUAAGAUGGAUUGAUCCCGUUGAUGAAGCCGAAACUUAUGGAUCAAUUUCAAAACUUCUGUGCUUGCUCCCCGAGAAAAUCAUUGCCGGCCAGGCUGGCGACUGCGAAGAGAAUUGUCUUUUGGCGCUCUUCUGGUCUUAUGCUCGAGGCAUUUCGUUGUUGACGAACGAGUGCUUCCCCCGUAAUGACCGCGAGACAGCCCCGGCCAGGAGCAACUGCCACUCGCGUGGCCGUAGAGGCCCGGAACGCCCUUUCCAAACCUUUCAUGUGCCGUGGUAUUGUCGUCCCGCCCCUGCUCAAUUCCAUCGGGAUGCCCGCCCUUCGAAGCUGCUACGUUUCCUUUAUAUAGACCGAGUUCCGUUCUCUGCUUCCAUCACGGCUUCCAUCAUGCCGUCACCUCUUUCCCCCACAUUCGCUCCCUAA
This is a messenger RNA of Colletotrichum lupini, 2412 nucleotides long. RefSeq lists its product as uncharacterized. The record is from RefSeq and is a predicted model, not a curated record. Gene Ontology annotation, molecular function: ubiquitin protein ligase activity; zinc ion binding. Gene Ontology annotation, cellular component: cytoplasm. NCBI's taxonomy places the organism in Eukaryota, Fungi, Ascomycota, Sordariomycetes, Glomerellales, Glomerellaceae. The transcript is spliced from 11 exons. The coding region runs from base 1 to 2412 and encodes 803 amino acids.